Molecule: messenger RNA, 2264 nt
Organism: Tribolium madens (black flour beetle)
Lineage: Eukaryota; Metazoa; Arthropoda; Insecta; Coleoptera; Tenebrionidae
Gene: Mtmr6
Product: myotubularin-related protein 6
Exons: 8
Coding region: 116-2152 (678 amino acids)
Biological process (GO): dephosphorylation
Molecular function (GO): metal ion binding; phosphatase activity
Source: RefSeq, a predicted model, not a curated record
UCAAAUGUUGACACAUGACAGUUGAUGGUGUCUGUGUUCAAAGACCGAAUUAAAUCUGAUAAAACGUGUCAACAAACAGUCCACAAGACACAAAAACAACAGUGAUAAGCGAGUUAUGGAAUUAAUUAAAACACCUAAAGUCGAAAAUGUGCGAAUGUUGGAUAGAUUCUGCAAAACCCCAUCGUUGGGCACCCUCUACCUCACGGCGACCCAUUUGAUUUUCGUCGAUCCUGACGCAAAAAAGGAGACAUGGAUCUUGCACAUGCAUAUUGCCAACGUUGAAAAGUUGACGCUGACUACAACAGGAUCGCCGCUUUUAAUCCGUACUAAAACAUUCCUGUCUGUUACUUUUGUGAUACCUAAAGAGAGGGAUUGUCAUGAUAUUUAUAUCAGCCUUCAGCAACUAUCCCAACCGAGCAAUAUUGAGGAUUUGUAUUGCUUUACUUACACGUCGCCUACAGAAGACAUCCCUAAAGCUACAGGCUGGGAUUUUUUCAACCUUCAGAAAGAAUAUGAACGAAUGGGGGUUCCAAAUGACCAGUGGUGUGUGACCAAACUUAACACUGAUUAUGAGUUAUGUGAAACUUAUCCCAAAUAUCUCAUUGUUCCCGUCUCUGCCAACAUUACAACUCUGAUGGGUAGUUCCAAAUUUCGCUCAAAAGGACGUUUACCAGUUCUCUCUUAUUUACAUCACAACAAAGCUAGUAUUAGUAGGUGUAGUCAACCUUUGUCAGGUUUCAGUGCUAGGUGUUUGGAAGAUGAGAAAAUGCUGAAUCAUGUCUUGAGGACUAACCCCAAUUCAAAUUUUAUGUACGUUGUUGAUACACGACCAAAGAUUAACGCCAUGGCCAAUAGAGCUGCUGGGAAAGGAUACGAAAACGAAGCGUUUUACGAAAAUAUCAAAUUUCAGUUUUUGGGAGUUGAAAACAUUCACGUCAUGAGGAACAGUUUAACCAAAGUGGUUGAAACUUGUGAGCAGAAAAACCCAACAAUGAACAGCUUUUUGAGCGGUUUAGAAUCAAGCGGUUGGUUGCGUCACAUAAAAUCGAUUUUGGACACUUCUUGGUUCAUCGCACAAGCUGUCGAAGACGGCAUAAACGUCGUAGUGCACUGUUCAGACGGCUGGGAUCGUACAGCACAAGUGUGUUUUUUAGCAUCUUUGCUAUUAGAGCCUUAUUACCGUACAAUAACCGGAUUUCAAGUUUUAAUCGAGAAAGAUUGGUUGGCCUUUGGACAUAAAUUCUCAGAGCGUUGCGGCCACAUCCAAGGUGACAGUAAAGAAAUUUCCCCGGUUUUCACCCAAUUGUUGGACUGCACGUGGCAGUUGAUGCAACAGUUUCCUUCAGCGUUCGAAUUCAAUGAGAAAUUUUUGCUGACUUUGCACGAUCAUGUCCACUCUUGCCAAUAUGGGACUUUUAUCGGAAACAGCGAGAAGGAGAAGAACGAGUUGCGAUUAUCCGAAAGAACGUACUCAUUAUGGGGGUUCAUGGCAAGUUGUGUGAACGAAUUCGAUAAUCCGUUAUACGAAGCCGGGGAAUUUCCCGGAGUUCUAGUGCCGGUUUUAAUCCCCCAGAACAUAACGUUUUGGAGAGGGAUGUAUUGCCGGUUCGAGUCCGGGGUGCAUCCACGUGAGCCCCAAACUGAUUUAUUAUUGGCUACAGUGAAUCACACACAUUCUUUGGACGAUCAUAUCAAGUAUCUGACGAAACGAAUUUCGUCAAUGAAGAGUUUCAUUGCUAAAGCUGUGGAGAAUAAGUUUAAUAGAGUAAAUGACAGUCGAAGUCGGGAAACCCCAACUGACAAUCGCUACUAUUAUGAAAAAACACGCGAGUUGGAGGCUGCAGACCACGACCAUCCUCUGAAGGAAGCAGAGAGUAAAGAAGAAGCGCCCUCUAUCACUGCAGAAAACUUGUCAAAAGACUUGGAAUCAGUGGCUCUCGAUUGGAAAUCAUUACGUAACACUCACGAGUGUAUUUGCUCGUCUUAUUUCGAUCAAAUGAGUAAAAAAACGCACUGUCGACGGUGCGGUAAUAUUUUUUGUACGAGAUGUAUAACGAAAAAAACGAUACUUCCGGGGCAUUUGGAACAGAAUAAUGUUGCAGUUUGUAAACCUUGUUACGAAAUUCUAGUCAAUUCGACUGAAACAAAUUAAAGUUGGUUGUUUUCACUAUUUAUUUUUUUUAUUUUUUGCAAAUAUAGCUUGCACUGGGUGUAAAGAUUCUUAGUUUAAUAAUAUUAAUUAAUAAAAUUAUUAUUUACAGGAA